Hevea brasiliensis (rubber tree) is the source of this 2183-nucleotide messenger RNA. Its product is annotated as xanthotoxin 5-hydroxylase CYP82C4. NCBI's taxonomy places the organism in Eukaryota, Viridiplantae, Streptophyta, Magnoliopsida, Malpighiales, Euphorbiaceae. The record is from RefSeq and is a predicted model, not a curated record. Bases 126 to 1688 code for a protein of 520 amino acids. Gene Ontology annotation, molecular function: oxidoreductase activity, acting on paired donors, with incorporation or reduction of molecular oxygen; monooxygenase activity; iron ion binding. Gene Ontology annotation, biological process: defense response to other organism. The transcript has 2 exons.
GUGUCUUGAUUCAUAGUAGGAUUUUGGCAAGAAAAAUCCUAUUCGACAUUCAUUUCACGUUUCAGCCUUUUAGGCCACUAUAUAGACAUCAAUUUGUUGAGGAUCUAAUCCAAGCAUCCCCAAUAAUGGACGUUCUAGCUUUCCUACUUGCAAUUGCAUGUCUUCUGGCCUUCUUUCUGGUCCACAACUCAAGGAGAACAGAACUAGUAACCUACAACCAAAAUAGAAAGAGAAAAUUAGCCCCUGAGCCAUGUGGUGCUUGGCCAUUACUAGGCCAUCUUCUUCUUAUUCUCAAGGAUCGGGUUCCACUUUUCCGAAUUCUAGGAGCAAUGGCCGAUAAACACGGCCCUGUUUUCACUAUACAACUUGGGACGAAACCCGCUCUUGUGGUAAGCAGCUGGGAAGCUGUAAAGGAUUGCUUCAAAACCAAUGACAGGGUCUUCAUGACUCGUCCUAGUUGUAUUGCCUCAAAAUAUCUGGGUUACAACGGUGCCCUGUUUGGGCUAAGUCCCUAUGGACCAUAUUGGCGUGAUAUUCGCAAGCUUGCAAUUCUUGAGCUUUUAUCCAAUACCCGUCUUGAGAAGCUAAAGCAUGUGCGGGUUUCAGAGGUAGAGACUGGCGUCAGGAACUUGUACGUAUUGUGCACUAAUGGCAGGACUGGUUCAACUGUGGUGGACAUGGACCAGUGGUUUUCCAAUAUGACGAUGAACCUGAUGAUAAGAAUGAUAGCUGGAAAGCUACUCAUUAAGGAUGAGGAAUCUGAGAGAUUCUGCAGAGCAACCAAAAAUUUCAUGCAUCUACUCGGAGUGGUUGUGAUAUCGGAUUUGAUUCCAGGUACAGAAUGGUUGGAUUUGCAGGGGCAUACGAGAUCUAUGAAGAGAACGGCUAAGGACAUGGACUAUUUCAUUAGUAGGUGGGUAGAGGAGCAUCUUCAUAGGAGGGAAGACGGGCAAGAGAAAGAAGAGCCUGACUUCAUAGAUGUGAUGCUUUCUUCACUUGCAAAUGAGGAUUGGAUAUGUGGACAUAAGAGCGAAACGGUGGUCAAGGCAACAGCCAUGAAUUUGAUCAUAGCUGGCAUGGACACUACAUCUGGUGCCAUGACUUGGGCGCUUUCGUUGGUGCUUAAUCAUCCAGAAGUGCUAAAACAAGCACAAGAAGAAAUAGACAACCACGUUGGACGAGAAAGAUGGGUAGAAGAAUCAGAUUUCAACAAUUUGCCAUACCUCCAAGCCAUUGUAAAGGAAACAUUACGGCUCUACCCUUCAGGUCCCCUAUCGGUACCACGGGAGGCCAUGGAAGAUUGCUAUGUAGGUGGCUUUUAUGUCCCUAAAGGAACUAGAUUAUUGGUCAAUAUUUGGAAGUUGCAUCGCGAUCCACGUAUAUGGCGAAAUCCAAAUGAAUUUCAUCCUGAGAGGUUUCUUGCUUGUGAGGGUCAUGAAUUCGACGUUCGAGGUCAGAAUUUUGAGUACAUUCCCUUCAGUAGUGGAAGAAGAGCUUGCCCUGGAAUAUCGUCUGGCAUGAAAAUCAGUUGUUUGGUGCUUGCUCGUAUUCUUCACGGCUUCAAUCUGAGAACCCCGACAAAUGCACCUGUAGACAUGAGUGAAGGUUUGGGGGCCACAAUACCUAAAGCAGCACCACUACAUGUCGUUCUUAAGCCUCGUCUAGCACAUCAUCUGUACCAACUUUAGAAGCAUCAUCAAUACAUGUGAUGCCAUGUGUAGUUAUAAUCAAAUAAACAUAUCAGGCUUUAUUUUCUCCUCUUUCUCUCUACAACUUCUCCCUUUCCGCCACUUUCCUUAGCUUGAGGGGUUGGCCACUAACCACCCCUUUCCUUUCUUUUCUUUUAAAAAUCUUCAUAAAUAAGUGUUUCUACACAGAUCUAGCUCUGUGGGAGCUUUUUCAUUUCUCUCCUGAGGCUUUUAGUGGGUUAUGAGUGAACAUGUCUUCCUUUUAAGGAAUAGAUAUGAAACUUACAAGGUAAGAGAAAGUUUUUCUAUCAAAAGAAUUGAGUCAACUUAUCAGUGUUUCGAGAUUCAAGUUCCCUCUAUGUGUGUUCAGGAGUAAAACUAUGUGUUAUCAUUGAGUGUUGUUCACAUGUUAUUGUAAUUCUGUGUAUUUUUCUAUUUUCUCUACUAUUUUGAAUUUGAAUUGUGCUUAAUAUUUAUUUGUUGUAUUUUCUGUAA